AUGGUUAUUUUUGUUAAACAUUGGGGUGAUUCAUUUGCUCCUUCUAGACAUAUACCAAAAGAUAACAUAUUAAAAGAUACACCAAAAGAAUUUUAUACAGAAUAUCUUGAUACAACAGGAAAAGAAUUAAAAAAAUAUGUUAGACAUAAAAAUAAUCUUGAGAAACAACAACAAAGAAUUGAAGAACAUCAAGGAAAAUUAAAUACAGGUGAUAUACCAAAAAUAUUUUUAGAUCCCAAUUUUAAUAUAACAAGACAAAAAGAUUUUGAACAAAUUUUUCUUCUCCCAGAUAUUGAUGAAGUUGAUGCAUUUCAAUUAGAAAGAAAUAAAUCAGGUUCAACAAUAAAUGGAACUCAAUCAAAUUAUUCAUUAUCAAGAAAAGACAGUGGUAGUAGUAUUGUUUCAGAAAAAAGCUGUUUUCAAUACUUUAAUAAGACUGAUUUUUUUGAUGGUAGAAGUUUUAGAUCAUAUGCUUUUUUAAACUCUAAACUUGAUUACUAUCAUGAUUUGGUUGGAGCUUUGUUAAAUGAACAAUUAGAAAGAAAAGGAGAAGCUUUUUGGAAGACAGUUAAUAGUAUUAAUUCUGUUCAUACAGAAUUAGCAGAAGGUAAACAAAAAGUUGCUACUGUUAGAGAUAAUUUAGCAUUAAUUAAUGAUAAAGUUUAUGAAAGAGCACAAAAAAUUGUUAAUUUACAACAGGCAAAAAUUAAUAAGCAACGAUUAUUAAAAAAAUUAAAUAAUAUAGCUUGUUUAAAAGAUGCACAAAUUACUAUACAAAUGUUAUUAAAUCAAAAUGAUUAUGCUAAUGCAUUAGAUUGUAUUGAAAUGGCACAAGAUGUAUUAGAAACUGAUUUGAAGGGUGUUGUCUGUUUUCGACAUCUUAGUUCUCAAUUAAAUGAACUAGAAAAAGCUAUAGCUAAAAUGCUUCAAGAAGAAUUUGUAUUCCUGAUACAAAAAGAAUUUGGUCAACCAUUGAAAAAAGAUAGUGAUGCUUGUUAUCAGGAAAAUCAACUUAAUCCAGUAAUUAUAGGUCUUUUACGUGUAAGAUUUUAUAAAUUUCUUCAACUUUUAAAAGAAGAAAUUCAAGAAGCAAUAAAAAAUUUAAUUAGACAAACUGUUAAAAAUCAUGUAGUAUUAUGUGGUAAAGAUCUUGGAGAAUUUGAUCCAUCAUCAACAUAUAAUUUGACACAACAAAUGAAAAAAAUGGACUUUAUUCAAUGGUUUGAAACACUUAAAGAUUUAUUUUCAACAUUAGUAUUAUUUUGCAAAAAAAUUUUAAGUAUUCAAGAAAUGAUAAUUGAUAAUGUUGAUCGUGUAAGAGGAAUGAAUUUAAAAUAUAAAGAACCUUAUGAUCAUUCGCCUAUUCAACAAACGAUAUCAUUAAAUAGUUGUGAUAAUUGUGAAGAAGAGAGUGCUUCAACAUAUGAAUAUAUAUCAGGUCAACUUUCAAAACCUUGUAAUGAUUUAGAACAAUUUGAGGUUGUUUCAAAAUUAUUAGUAGAAUAUUGUUCAUUGUGUUGUCAAGAAAGAAUUGUUAAAUUAUUAGAUGGGAAGGCAAAAAACUCAUUUAUUGAACAAUGUACUUCUGUUCAAUUUGACAUGCUUCGAAGAUUAAUUUUACAAUUUGGAGAAGAUUGUGUAAAUGUUAUUAGUGCUGGUAAUGAUGAUGUUAUAAAUGUAGCUAAAGAAAAGUUAUCAUCAUGGUCUUUAACGCAAUGUUUACAAUUACAAACAUCAAGAUUUAUUACUUUCUUUCAUGAACAAAGAAGAAAUAAAUUGGAUACAUUAAUGAUGUCAGAAAAAUGGAUUCCAAUCAAAGUACCACGAUCAUAUCAAAUUUUUAUGGAUUUGUCUUUUGAAACAAGAAAGUUAAGAUUAACAGAAGAAAUGUUAUCCUGUGAUGAAAGUGAGGAUAGUUUUUUAUAUGUUGAAGGAGAUAAAUAUGCUGUUAAUGGAGCCGUUUUAGGGUUACUGACAAUGUUGGCAGAAUAUUGUACAACAUUAGAUAUGUUUCCAAAUACAUCUGCAGAAAUGGCAAUGAAUGUUAUACAAAUAUUAAAAAUAUUUAAUAGUAAAACUUGUCAACUAUUAUUGGGUGCUGGAGCAUUGACGGUAGCUGGAUUGAAAACAAUAUCUGUUAAAAAUUUAGCUUUAGCUAUACGUUGUCUUCAAUUAAUUAUUAAAAUAAUACCACUGAUAGAGGAAGAAUUUGAAAAACAUUUAACAGAUAUUAACAGAAAUCAAUUAAGACAUUUUGCACAGACAACAAAAGAUUUUAAUGAUCAUAUAAGUGAAAUAUGUGCAAAAAUAACAUCUGUAGUUGAAUUUAAUAUGUUAACAAGUUUUCAAAAUUGGAAAAUUAAACCUAAAUUACCUUCUCAAGAAAUUCAAAACGUAUCAAGACAAUUAAAUAAACUUCAUAAUGCAGUAACUGAAAUUAUGCCAAAUGAAAUGGUUGAGGUAAUAUUUAAACAUGUUCAUGAAUCAUUUAUAAAUUCAUUUAAACAAAUGUUAUUAAAACAUGAAGUAUCCAGUGAAGAUCCAUUAAAUUUUGGUUUAGCAGAACAAGAAUUUGAAUUUUAUAUGUUAUCAAUAAAAGCAUUCCCAUAUUCCAAUGAAAUUCCUUCAAUGACUAUUUCUUCACUUUUAAACGGUUUUGAAAGAAUGGGAAAAGAAAUUUCAGGAAAUUAA
Strongyloides ratti is the source of this 2691-nucleotide messenger RNA. RefSeq names its product Vacuolar protein sorting-associated protein 54. The transcript has a single exon. NCBI's taxonomy places the organism in Eukaryota, Metazoa, Nematoda, Chromadorea, Rhabditida, Strongyloididae. Bases 1 to 2691 code for a protein of 896 amino acids. The record is from RefSeq and is a predicted model, not a curated record. Gene Ontology annotation, cellular component: GARP complex. Gene Ontology annotation, molecular function: syntaxin binding. Gene Ontology annotation, biological process: Golgi to vacuole transport; retrograde transport, endosome to Golgi.